Xenopus tropicalis (tropical clawed frog) is the source of this 604-nucleotide messenger RNA. It is a transcript of the gene lypd1, whose product is annotated as LY6/PLAUR domain containing 1. The record is from RefSeq and is a predicted model, not a curated record. The annotation marks the transcript as partial. The transcript has a single exon. NCBI's taxonomy places the organism in Eukaryota, Metazoa, Chordata, Amphibia, Anura, Pipidae.
UGGUUACUAGGGGUUACUAGACCUGGUAACAGUGCAGAGUUGAUUACAUUACCCCAUGUUAAUGUUACAGUCGAUUUGGGGCGGGUAGGGGGGCCCAGUAAUCAGCUUCCAUUGUUACAAUGUACAGCUUGGAUUGUCAGCUCUGUGGCCCCAGUAACCUGUGUGUGUUGUUUUGCAGGGAUUCUGUACCGCAAGUCCUGCGCCUCGUCGGGCGCCUGUCUCAUCGCCUCCGCCGGUUACCAGUCCUUCUGCACCCCGGGCAAGGGCAACUCUGUGUGUAUCAGCUGCUGUAAUACCCCCCUGUGCAAUGGGCCCCGGGCUAAGAAGAGGGGCAGUUCCGCCCCCGCGCUGCAGGGCCACGUUUGGGCCACGCCAGUCUUACUCAUGGUGGCCCUGGGCACCGGGCAGCUCUGAUGGAACUGCUGCAUUCUGGGAGCAAACACUGACCCCGGGAAUAUAUAUAUGUACAUUUAUAUAUACGUUUUGUAACUCUUUCCUUUUGGGGUUCACUGAAACCUUUUCUUUUUAAGUUUAUUUGAAGUCGGCACUUUGGGCCCCGUGAGCGCCGCUCGCCUAUUAAACCUGACAAACUGCUGAUUCCGCA